UUACCUUUCAUUUCUAUACUUUUCUUUGUUGGUUCCUUUCACACUCCUCUUUCACUCUCUUUCUUGCAAACUCAAAUCUCUCUCUCUCUCUCUCUCUCUCUCUCUCUCUAAAACUGUUAUUAGUUACACUAUAUACCUCUCUAGAGUGGUGUUGAGAAAUGAAGGUUUUGUUUUUAGUCAUUUGAGAUAUCAUCAUAUGGAGAAGAAAGAGAUGGGUGUGAAAAGUGAGGAUAUUAAUAUCGAUUCCUCAUCUUUGCUAAACAGUUAUCAAUUUUCAAGUGUCUUUGAUUUCUGUGAGGUAGAAAAAAGCUCUUCUUUAGGGUUUAUGGAGUUACUUGGUGUUCAGGAUUAUAGUCCUCUGCUUGAUGUACCUCAACUAUCAACCAUGUCUAUGAAAACAACUACAGUCAUGGCUUCAUCUGAUACUGGAAAAGACUCUUCUGAAGUUUUGAACCAGCAACAACCUGCAACUCCUAACUCUUGUUCGAUUUCAUCGGCAUCUAGUGAAGCCAUCAAUGAUAACAAGACUUUUUUUAAACAAACUGAAGAUGAUGAAAGAGAUGAAGAAGAAAAGCAAAAGACCAACAAACAGUUGAAGACGAAGAAAACAAAUCAAAAGAAACAGAGAGAACCAAGAUUUGCGUUCAUGACAAAAAGCGAGGUUGAUCAUCUAGAAGAUGGUUAUAGAUGGAGAAAGUACGGUCAAAAAGCUGUCAAAAACAGCCCCUUUCCAAGGAGUUACUAUCGUUGCACCACUGUGUCAUGUAAUGUGAAGAAACGUGUGGAACGUUCUUUUACUGAUCCAAGUAUUGUAGUUACAACUUAUGAAGGCCAACAUACUCAUCCAAGUCCAGCUAUGUCGCGUUCCGCCUUUGUCGGAGCUCAAAUAGCACCACCGGCCGGUUUAGUUUCCGGUGGAUUUCCUACUAACUACGGCUCAUUUUCGCAAGGGACUUAUUUAUCAUCAUCACAGUAUCAUCAGCAACAAUUACUUGCUAAUACAUUUUCCUCAUUGAAUCAUCCUUAUAACAAUUCUUCAGCUUUUAUUCAAGACAGGAAGCUUUGUAAUCAAGGGACAACAACUGCUGCUGCAUUUCUUAGGGAUCAUGGACUUCUUCAAGAUGUUGUUCCUUCACAUAUGUUGAAAGAAGAGUAGAUAUGAUUUGAUAAAAUAACUUCAUUAUUAUUAGUACUACUUUCCUAUAUAUGUAAUUUCUUUAUUUCUUUCUUUUUUUAGUAUUUUCUUGCUGACUUUUUUUUUCUAUAAGACUUAGGUAACAACUAUGUAAUUUGUCUUCCUGAUAUGACUGAUAGGUGGUGAUAUUAGUGAUGAUCAUACUUGUAAAGCCCACUUUAUCUUUUUGCAUGUAGCCCACAUCAUGAUUAUUACUGUACCAUGAUGGAUCAUGAUCCAAUGGAGGGUCUCUAGCUGUUGAUCUGC
Trifolium pratense (red clover) is the source of this 1441-nucleotide messenger RNA. RefSeq names its product WRKY transcription factor 23-like. Lineage: Eukaryota; Viridiplantae; Streptophyta; Magnoliopsida; Fabales; Fabaceae. Bases 197 to 1156 code for a protein of 319 amino acids. The record is from RefSeq and is a predicted model, not a curated record. Gene Ontology annotation, molecular function: sequence-specific DNA binding; DNA-binding transcription factor activity. Gene Ontology annotation, biological process: regulation of DNA-templated transcription. The transcript is spliced from 3 exons.